GUCGACCAUACCAAAUUCCAAGCACAGGAAAAAUGGCAAGAGGGGAGCGAACAUGUUGUCAGUCAUUCCUGGCCGUCCUCCUCAAAUUCUUGAAUUAUUUGCAGACAUUCCUGGGAGUCUCCAUAAUUAUAUACGCAUCCCUCAUGCUUAAUCAUUGGUACCAUCAUCACACUUCUGUCCCCUCAACCCCUCCUCCUCCUCCUCAUUCUUCUCAUCCAGGUUUAUCUCCAUCCCACUUCUCCUACAAUCUCCACAAUCUCGAUCUUCAUUUUCCUGCCGACGUCGUUUUGGAUGCGGGUCUCCUCAAUGGGCUUCAAUUCAAUUCUAACUCCCUUCCCAAACCCUGGUUCAUAUAUGCAUUUCUGGGAGUGGGUAUUCUGAUGUGUUGUAUUACUUGCAUCGGUCACAUUGCAGCUGAAGCUAUUAAUGGUUGUUGCCUUUGCUUUUAUGCUAUAUUAAGCACAUUCUUCAUCCUCUUGGAAGUCAGUUUGGUGACAUUCAUUGCAAUUGAUCGCCAAUGGGAGACGGAUCUUCCAGUUGAUUCAACUGGAGAACUUGAUCAUUUGCGCACCUUUCUUGAAGAAAAUAGAGAUGUUUUCGAGUGGGUUGGCAUUGCGGUUGUCAUAAUUCAGGUGAUGUCCUUACUGCUGUCGCUAAUCCUCAGAGCCUUGGUAAAUCAGAAAGAAGACCUCGACAAUGAGAGAGUUUAUGACAUUAGAGAAAGACCUUGGGAGCCACUACUGCAUCCACAUCUCAGCCAAGCAUCUGGUUCGAUCAGGAGUGAUGGUAGAGGGAGCCACUCCGACAUUUGGAGCUCACGCAUGAGAGAAAAGUAUGGGUUGAAUGGUGGUGAUGAUAAGCAGAAUAUAGUGGAUCAAAAUUCUUCUGUAGAGCAGAAUCCUAGGAACUGAAGAUCGGAAUGGCAAUCAAUCCCAUGACUUACGGGAGAAAGUAGCCAUUGUCUCGUGUAUAUCUUCCGAUGAUUGGCUUCGUAAUUCUUUAUUCUUUCCAUUCUCAAUUGCAAUGUACAGAAUUUCUCAAAAGCUUUCUUGUUCCACACUACUUGAGGUAUAGGGUAAGAUGUGAAUGACUUUGUAAUAAAGGAAUGAAAUGUUUGGCUUGUUGUUGAGUGAUAAAACUCUUUCUGGCUCGUGUGAUCAAAUGUUAA
Messenger RNA from Coffea eugenioides, 1168 nucleotides. RefSeq names its product tetraspanin-18-like. Lineage: Eukaryota; Viridiplantae; Streptophyta; Magnoliopsida; Gentianales; Rubiaceae. The transcript is spliced from 6 exons. The coding region runs from base 33 to 911 and encodes 292 amino acids. The record is from RefSeq and is a predicted model, not a curated record.